Molecule: messenger RNA, 3073 nt
Organism: Notothenia coriiceps (black rockcod)
Lineage: Eukaryota; Metazoa; Chordata; Actinopteri; Perciformes; Nototheniidae
Product: mitofusin-1-like
Exons: 16
Coding region: 144-2063 (639 amino acids)
Biological process (GO): mitochondrion localization; mitochondrial fusion
Cellular component (GO): mitochondrial outer membrane
Molecular function (GO): GTPase activity; GTP binding
Source: RefSeq, a predicted model, not a curated record
AGGAUACAAACAGAAGGUUAGCCCGGCUGACAGCAACUCAUCUUUCAGUGGGGAAAGGGAUUCUCUGAACUGUCGCCUCGGAUCGAUAUUGCUUCUGUUAUGAGAAGAAAACACUGGCUCUGUUAGGACUCUGAUUGAACACCAUGGCUGCAGUCCCUCCUCUCAGACGGACGGAUUCAGCCCGGGGGGAGUUCUCCCCUCUCAAGAGAUUUGUUGUGGCCAAGAAGAAGAUAAGCGAUGUGUUUGAACAACUACUGAACUACGUGAAAGAGACUUCAGAGUUUGUAGAAGAAACCAAUGGGAACAAAGCUUUGCAGAACAUUGCGAGUCAGGAUCAAAAGUUGGAGAUCCAGGCGUAUGCUGACAAACUUGCUGUCAUUAAGGAGGUGCUGGCACGCAGACACAUGAAAGUGGCCUUUUUUGGCAGGACGAGUAAUGGUAAAAGCACAGUGGUCAACGCCAUGCUGAGGGACCGCGUGCUGCCCAGCGGGAUCGGCCACACCACUAACUGCUUCCUCAGUGUGGAGGGCACUGAUGAAGACAAGGCCUACCUCAAGACAGAGGGCUCUGAUGAGGAGAAGAGCAUCAAGACUGUAAACCAGCUGGCUCACGCGCUCCACAUGGACGAGAGUCUGGACGCCGGCUGUCUCGUCCGUGUGUUUUGGCCGAAGACAAAGUGUGCUUUGCUCCGAGACGACCUGGUACUCGUAGACAGCCCAGGGACAGAUGUCACAUCUGAACUGGACAGCUGGAUUGACAAAUUCUGCCUGGAUGCCGAUGUAUUUGUGCUAGUGGCCAACUCUGAAUCAACGCUUAUGAACACGGAAAAACACUUUUUCCACAAAGUCAACGAACGUCUGUCAAAACCCAACAUCUUCAUCCUCAACAACCGCUGGGAUGCCUCAGCCAAUGAGCCAGAGUACAUGGAGGAUGUGAGGAAGCAGCACACGGACCGUUGUGUGAACUUCCUGGUGGAGGAGCUGAAGGUUGUGGAUCGCGAUCAGGCACCCAACCGCAUUUUCUUCGUCUCCGCCAAAGAGGUGCUCAACUCCCGCAUGCAGCGUGCUCAGGGCAUGCCUGAAUCAGGUGGAGCCCUGGCUGAGGGCUUCCAUGAGAGACUGAAGGAGUUCCAAUGCUUUGAGAGGAGGUUUGAGGAGUGUAUCUCGCAGUCAGCAGUGAAAACAAAGUUUGAGCAGCACACUAUCAGGGCCAAGCUGAUCACAGAAAAAGUCAAGAGCAUCAUGGACGCCAUCAACAUUGAGGCGGCGGAGAAGAGAGUGGCAGCACUGGAGGACAGAGAGUAUCAGAUAGACCGGCUGGAGUUUGUGAAGAAUCAGCUCCGCCUGCUGAUCGAUGACAUCAAGGCUAAGAUCAAGGCCAUCAGUGCGGACGUUGAGAAUAAGUGGACCGAGGCGUGGACGGCGUCGGAGCAGCGGAAGGCCAGGUUCUUCCCCAUCCCCUCCUCCACACUUGUAGAUCUUAAGGACAUGUGGCGAUGGGUGGAAGUCAGAGUGGAACUCAUCAACGAUUACAUGGAGACGGCAGAUCUCCUCUCCCAUGGCGAUGGAUACCUGGAAGAAAGACAACCAGAAAUAUCAGUCAGCUACAGAACGCCAGCACUGAGCAGGAACAACUUGUGGCCCUCCUCAAAGAACCCCGAAGUGUGGAAAGCAGUUGGCUGGAAGCUGAUCGCCCUGUCCUCCUCCCUGUACGGUCUGCUGUAUCUGUACGAGAGACUCACCUGGACCACCAAGGCAAAGGAGCGCACUCUGAAGCGUCAGUUUGUCGACUACGCCACAGACAGGCUGCAGCUCAUCGUCAACUUCACGAGUGCAAACUGCAGCCACCAGGUCCAACAGGAGAUGGCGGCGACCUUUGCUCGGCUCUGUCAGCAGGUGGACCAGACGCAGAAAGAGCUGGAGGCUGAAAUCCGCCAACUGACAGCCAAGAUAGAUCAGCUGGAGACGGUCCAGAGCCACUCCAAGAUCCUGAGACAUAAAGCCACAGAUCUGGAGAAACAGUUGGAGGCGUUCACAUACGAGUACCUGCAGCCUCAGCAGUGAGCUGCUCCGGCUCCUCCUCCUCCUCCACAGUUUGGUUCUUGUUGAGCCAAUCAUUCCUCAGCCUCACAGCGGCGGCCCCCCUCCCCUGAACUACUCCACAGACUCUGUGUGGACAGUAGUGCUGGAAAGAUCAAUGGAUGCAUUUUGGUCUAUCAACAAAAAUGAAAUAUAUAGGUAUUUUGAUAAUCAAUGAAAGGUUAGUCAUUUAUAAGGCAAGAAUACCAAACUUCUGCUGCUUCUAAACUAUGAAGGGUUUGUCCUUUUGUGUCAUUUGUAAAAAUGUAAUUUCUUUUUGAUUUUUGGGCUAAUGCUCAUUUCUCUCUUUUUGACAUUUUGUAGACUAAUCAAGGAAAAAAAAGAACAAUUGGUAAUGGAAAUAAUCUGUAGUUUCACUCUUGGUAGACAGAGCGAAAAAAGGCCCAGUCCCAACAGUAUUUUCCUCUUCCUCCCCUCAGCCAGACAGGUAUUGCCUACAAAACUGCAGUGAACCACUGUAAACAAAACUGCCUGUAAAACAAAGAAACGUGGACUCAGACGCUCCUAAAGGUGGCAAUUUAAUCUUGGUCGGUGAGAAAGCUACCGGUCGGGUUCUACAUUUGACACUAACGUGCUUCUAACUGUGAAUAUGCCUUUUGAGUAAAUGAAGUUUGAGUGUAUGUUAGAUUGUACAUGCAUCUGUUCGGGCACAUGAAAAAUAAAUAUAUUUAAUAGAAAAAGAGAAAUGUUUUUUUUCUUCAUCAUAAGGACCUAGUAUACAUUUUCAUUGAAAGGGGAAAGCAUGUCUUUAGCAAACUGUUGGUUAAUGUUAUAUUUUCUAACCUUUCAAACUGUAUAGAUUCAAAGAUUUGGAAAUCCUCAUAUUUUAUAAUAUUUUAUUUAUAUCCAUUAGACUUCUAAUGACAAGUACACCAGUCUGCACUUUGUAUAUCUGUCUGCUUCUUUUUUUUUGAAUGUGUGUUGAAAUACCUCCAGAUUUACCCGAUUUGUAUUAAAUCUGCCACAAUCUAAAA